UAUUUUAGUAUAUUCAGCUGUGAUAUUACAUAUGCAAUGAAGCUAAAUUUUGAAGAGAUUAGGCUUUAUCUGACUGUGCAUUGUCUGUUUGUGGAAUAUUUGUGGUUGGGAUUAACAAAAAUUAAAGAAUUGAAGGGUUGGAUAUUGAGUAGGGAUUAGAUCAGACCAUAAAAUUAGUUCAGAGUUGGGUGGACUUUUCACUAGAAAAAGAUUCUGCUUUUCUGAUUAUCCGCCAACCCCAGAUUUCUUUGAUUGAAUAUUGGUUGUUAGAUUGAUCAUAUAGAUCCAGAAAAUAUUAGCACUAGUUAUAGAACAUCUGUAUAAAUUCUUGAUACAUUCGUGUUCUUCAUCAUUUUUUUGUGUUGGAAUAAUUGUGAUUUUAGUCCAAGAUCAUUGAUAAGUCACCCCUUUUGCACUUGCUAUAGUUAAAAUUCUUACUAAAGAGUGUUUUAAUUUGAACUUUUAUAGACAUAUGCAAGUUUCUUUAUUAGUUUCUCCUUCAUAUUUUUGUUGUUGGAAUAGUUAUCAUUGACAAGCAACUCCUGCUCUUGCAAUUUUUUGGGAUUUUCCUUUGCACUUGAAAACUAGUUUAAAUUCUGGAUAAGCGUGUCUUGAUUUGGAUUUUUGAAGAAAUACAAGUUUCUUGAUUAGUUUCAGAAAGAUCAUUGAUAAGCAACUCCUUUUGCACUUGCAAAUUUGCCAAGUCUUGUUGAAACUUGAGCUCCUUAUACUUGGAAGAGAUGGUUGGCAGCAUUGAGGUUGCAAACAACUGCACGCACUCAAACGGGGUCGUACAGAGCAGCAAUGGCUCCGAGGAGAAGCUAGAUGAGCUUCGUAGAUACGUAGGCAAGGCCGAUGGAGACCUCUUGAAGAUUGUAGGUGUUGGAGGAGGUGCGUGGGGGAGUGUCUUUGCAGCAUUACUUCAAGACAGUUAUGGCCAGUACCGGGACAAGGUCCAGAUCAGGAUAUGGAGACGGCCUGGGAGAGCUGUCGACAGAGCCACAGCUGAGCACCUGUUUGAGGUGAUCAACUCAAGGGAGGACGUGCUGAGGAGGCUGAUAAGGAGAUGCGCGUAUCUCAAGUAUGUCGAGGCGCGCCUGGGUGACCGGACGCUCUAUGCUGAUGAGAUCUUGAAAGACGGCUUCUGCCUCAACAUGAUUGACACGCCACUUUGCCCUAUGAAGGUUGUUACUAACCUGCAGGAGGCGGUUUGGGAUGCGGAUAUUGUCAUCAACGGCCUGCCCUCGACUGAGACACGUGAGGUCUUUGAGGAGAUUAGGGAUUAUUGGAAGGAGAGGAUCACCACACCGGUCAUCAUAUCUCUGGCAAAGGGGAUAGAGGCAGAGAUCAGCCCGUCUCCUCGGAUAAUCACCCCCACACAGAUGAUCAGCCAAGAAACUGGAGUCCCAAUAGAGAACAUUCUGUAUCUGGGAGGGCCUAACAUAGCCUCGGAGAUCUACAACAAGGAGUAUGGCAACGCGCGUAUAUGUGGAUCAGAGAAAUGGAGAUUGCCCCUUGCAAAGUUCUUGAGGCAGCCUCAGUUCAUUGUGUGGGAUAACAGCGAUCUCAUCACACAUGAAGUCAUGGGAGGCUUGAAAAAUGUGUAUGCAAUUGGAGCUGGCAUGGUGGCAGCUCUAACCAACGAGAGUGCGACCGGGAAAUCAGUGUAUUUUGCUCACUGCACGUCGGAGAUGAUCUUCAUCACGCACUUGCUGACAGAAGAGCCGGAGAAGCUUGCAGGGCCUUUGCUUGCAGACACGUACGUGACCCUUUUGAAAGGGCGCAACGCAUGGUAUGGACAGAUGAUAGCCAAGGGCCAACUAAGCCUAGAUAUGGGGGAUAGCAUCAGUGGCAAAGGGACUAUUCAGGGAGUGUCUGCAAUUGAAGCAUUCUACGAGCUGCUGAGGCAGCCUAGCUUGAACGUGCUGCAUCCGGAUUCAAACAAGGCGGUUGCCCCGGUCGAACUCUGCCCUAUCCUCAAGAUCUUGUACAAGAUCCUCAUCACAAGGGAGCAGGGACCGCAAGCUAUCCUCGAAGCCUUGAGAGACGAAAACCUCAAUGAUCCACGCGACCGGAUCGAGAUAGCACAGACACAUGCCUUCUACAGGCCCUCACUCCUUGGCCACCCCUUGCCAAAAUCACACUUAAAUUAGAUUCUUUAAUUUCUAAUCCAAGGAUAUAUACAUGCAUACAUGGAUUUCUUUGUAUACUUCAAAUUAAUCAGACUCCCCAUAGUUGGACGGUUUUCACAUUAUUUGAUGUUUGAGACCAUUCCCUUUGUAUCAACAUUCACAAGAACAUUCUGAUCCCAAUAAAUAUAUUAAGAGUAU
Messenger RNA from Salvia hispanica, 2330 nucleotides. RefSeq names its product putative glycerol-3-phosphate dehydrogenase [NAD(+)] 1, cytosolic. Lineage: Eukaryota; Viridiplantae; Streptophyta; Magnoliopsida; Lamiales; Lamiaceae. The record is from RefSeq and is a predicted model, not a curated record. Gene Ontology annotation, cellular component: cytosol. Gene Ontology annotation, biological process: carbohydrate metabolic process; glycerol-3-phosphate catabolic process. Gene Ontology annotation, molecular function: NAD binding; glycerol-3-phosphate dehydrogenase [NAD(P)+] activity.